AUGCCUGACAAGCCCACGACCGUGGUCGCCUAUGCGGCUGGUGCAUCGCUAGCCGCCAUUGCCGCCUUCUACGUGUUUGGGCCGACAUUUUUCAUAGAUGGCGAGAACUCAUACAACACCAACGAUGGCCGGAAACGAACAAUCAUUGGCCUCUCGAACCCGGCAAACGACUGCUUUAUGAACUCUGUCCUCCAGGCUUUGGCCGGCUUGGGUGACCUCAGACUCUAUCUGAUCAAGGAGCUGCAUAAGAAACAGCUCGACGGGCCUGAGAUAUACGAUUCCGUUCCGCCGGUGCUGCGCAAGGGCGAAAAAGCUGAGAAGAUCGUUGGUCUGCAAAAGGGACCCGUCACAAAGGCGCUGAAGGAUAUGCUGGACGCCCUGAACGAGAGACCCAUAUACAAGAAGACAAUCAGCGCACGGCCUCUUAUAGAGGCGCUGGAAAGAGCCUUCAAUACGCGGAUUAGCCGGAAUCAACAAGACGCGCAGGAGUUUCUACAAAUCGUCCUGGAACGGCUUUGCGACGAGUAUCAUGCCGCGCAACGAGCACGCCUCAGAUCGGAGAAUCCAGAUCACACCGACGAAACAGACAUAGCCGACUCAAAGCCGUCAACCGCAACUCGUGCAUUGACUGAGGUCACCGUGGGAACGAGCGAAGGUUUUCCUUUCGAGGGACGGAUCGAGUCUCAAAUACAAUGCCAACGUUGCGGCUUCAGAACAAAGCCCACUGCAACAACAUUUGUAUCUCUGACACUGAACGUUCCACAGAAAAGCUCAACUUCUCUAGACAACUGUUUUGAUAUUUUAUUGAAGAGUGAAGAGAUUGACGAUUUCAAAUGCGACAAAUGCCGGCUCCAGCAUGCCUUAGACUGGAAGAAUAACAAACUUACGUCUGCAAAGACUGAAAAGGAUCGGGAAGAAUUAGAAAAUGAGAUUUCCUUGGUGGAACAGGCGAUCCGAGACGACCCUGAAAAGGCGCCUGAGGGUGUAACACUGCCUGAGUCAAGCCUUGCACCAAAGAGCAAGAUCAAAAAAUCAACCCGGAUCACCGUGUUUCCGAAAGUGAUCGCCAUCCAUCUCUCGCGCUCAGUUUUCGAUCCGGGGAACUACUCCACCAAAAACAUGGCAAAGGUGUCGUACACGCAACGACUCCGCCUUGGAGGACUGCUCAACGAGCACUGGUACAAGCUGCUGGGGGUUGUAUGUCACAAGGGCAGCCAUCACAGCGGACAUUACGAGUCAUUCCGACGGAACCACCUGUAUGCACCAUAUGCUACUCCGGAUCCAUUCAGCGCAUAUGCAGCCGCAAGCCGCUACCCCAGCUCUGUCCCUUCAGUGACGCCUAGUCCGACCAUAAAGGCCGCCCAAAAUGGUGGUCUUGACGGAUGCAGUGCGCCUGCCGAUGGACAAUCAAGCAUAUCACUGUCAUCCGCCUCAUUAUCGACCGGAAAUAGCAGGCCAACCUCCAACGGGGUGGAUGCUAUGGGACCGCCUGCGGAAGACGGGCCGGCUAUGACACCGGUACAGAGAAUUGACACCCAGCUGUCAAAGCAAAUAAGGACGACAGAUCCGGUGCCGGGCAAAUUCAGGCGGCGGAAGAAAUCCAAUGACAGGUGGUGGCGCAUCUCAGACGACAAAAUCAAGGAGGCGAGGCUGUCAGAUGUGCUCUCAAUGCAACGUGAGGUCUAUCUGCUGUUUUAUGAGCUCGAGCGGCCAGGCGAUGACACUGGCGCUUGA
Messenger RNA from Cladophialophora yegresii CBS 114405, 1734 nucleotides. RefSeq names its product ubiquitin thiolesterase. Gene Ontology annotation, molecular function: cysteine-type deubiquitinase activity; cysteine-type endopeptidase activity. The transcript has a single exon. Gene Ontology annotation, cellular component: cytosol; nucleus. Gene Ontology annotation, biological process: protein deubiquitination. Bases 1 to 1734 code for a protein of 577 amino acids. The record is from RefSeq and is a predicted model, not a curated record. NCBI's taxonomy places the organism in Eukaryota, Fungi, Ascomycota, Eurotiomycetes, Chaetothyriales, Herpotrichiellaceae.